CGGGCAAGGUAGCGGGAAGGGUGUCAGGGAGGUAAGGCUGCCUGGACACGUGCUGCAGCUGAGGAGUGGCUGCUGCUGCGGAGGCUGCCAGGACUGGCGAGACUGGAGGUGGGGAAUUUGAGCGGCGGGUGCCGCAGGUUGGUUGAAGGUCCCACGGGAGCAGGUGGGGUUGAGGUUGUGGAGUUGGAGGAGGAGGAAGGGGUGCAAAGCCACGCGCUCUGACUUGGUGUGAGGAGACCAAAAACGUUGGGAUUGGACUCGUAGCUGACGACCGUUCUGGACGUGUUCCAGAGCAUGCUUGGGUACUGUAAUCCCGAAACUGCCUUGUACACUGUACAUCUACGAUAUGGAACGCGUUAAGGUGCCCGAAGCAGUUCGUGUCGUGUUCGCCGCAAACUAAGGCAUGGUGGUUGACUGCCAGUACGUUAGUUUCGGUUGGUUGAACACGGGCCCUUAGCUCUUUAUACUCCGCAAACAGCGUAUAUGUGUUGUGUUGUAAUCCGCCUACAGAUACAAACACUAAGCAAGUGCUGAACGCGAAAGCUUCUGCUCGUUGCACGUCAUUGAUUGGCGCCGGGCUGGCUCCAUGGCCGCCGAUGGUCGCCAGCAGCUUAACGUACUUCUAGCAGCAAUAAGGAAGCAGACUGGGCGCUUACGGGCUAAGGAUUCAACCCCGUACCUGCAUGCUGCUGCAUCGCUUGCACGCGAUGGGGUCUGCUACCGCUGCCUGCUGCGGCUAGCAGGCCACACCUCCUUCGAUGACUACCUGCUCCCCGCUCCAUCCUGCCAGCAGCUGCAAGCCGCGCUUGCGACCGGCAACAGCAACAGCAACCUCAGCAGUAGCAGUAGCAGCAACGGUAGCGCUGACGUCAGCAGUGCUGUUGCCGCCAGCACCUCCGAAGCCGGCUGCCCGACAUGCUUCGGCCUGCUGCCACUGCUGCUGGAGCCGCAACCACCGCAGCCACCACCGGUGCUGCUGCUGCUGCCGCCGUCGCCCCCGUCGCCCCCGCAGCCCCAGCACGCACUCGGUGAGGAUGGUGCAGGAGUGGGGGACAGAGGAGCUGCAACAUCCCCCGCCCCCGCCCCUCUCCCUGCUGCUGCUUCAGCCCCUGCCCCCGCACCCGACCCCGCAUGGCUCCGACUGCAACAGCAGAGGGCGCUCGCAGCGGCCGGCAGCGGGGGGGCGGCGGCGGGGCACGCGCGGGUGCCCGGCUGCUGGCCCGCCACCGCCGCCGUGGCGGAGGUUGUACGGCAGCAGAUGCGGGAGGGGCCCCCGGAGGUGACAGCAGGGGCGGCGGCUGGAGCAGCAGCAGGAGCAGCAGCAGCAGGAGCAGCAGCAGCAGGAGCAGCCGGUAGUGUUACCACUGAUGCAGCAGCCGCAUGCAACACGGCGUCUGGUAGGGAGCAGGCGCCCGGGGCAAGCAGCAGCGGAGCGGAAGGAGGAGGAAGCGGCGACGUGGCUAUGGCCGAGGCAAACCCCGCUCCUGCUGCUACUGCUGCUGCUGCUGCUGCUCCUGCUACUGCUGCCACCAGUAGUUUGGCGGCACUGCCAGACUCAGGACAAGCCCCCAAGCCGGCCGAGCAGCAACCAACGGGGCCACGAGAAGAAGCCUUGGUGGGAGCAGGAGGGCCAGGGGGGGCAGCAGGUGCAGCAGUUGCAAGCCCCUGCCUGGAAGGUCUGGAGUCGGGACCCCUGUUGCCCUUCCGCUCCUUUUCCCUGGAGGUGCCCGCCGCGCCCGCCGCCUGCGCCAUCCGCGACGCUGUCGUACACCGGCAUCUGACGUCGCUGUACGACAAGGCGGGGGUGCCGUACCAGGACUGGCGAGUGGGCGACAUCGUGACGGUGCUCACCGUGCUGCGUCGCUCGCUGCCCUCCGCGCUGUCCCGGCAGCUAGGUCAGCCCUGCGUGGGACCUCAGGCGGCAGACGCGGUGGUGUCGCUGGUGGCGCUGGACGGGGAGGGGGGCAGGGCGGAUGUGCGGACCCUGCUAGAGGACCAGGCGGCCUUCCACACGCGCAGGCAGCAGCAGUACACGCACCCGCAC
Astrephomene gubernaculifera is the source of this 2044-nucleotide messenger RNA. Lineage: Eukaryota; Viridiplantae; Chlorophyta; Chlorophyceae; Chlamydomonadales; Astrephomenaceae. The record is from the annotation of a GenBank genome assembly.